Messenger RNA from Bursaphelenchus xylophilus (pine wood nematode), 1419 nucleotides. Lineage: Eukaryota; Metazoa; Nematoda; Chromadorea; Rhabditida; Aphelenchoididae. The record is from the annotation of a GenBank genome assembly.
AUGAGCUGUAACUCAACCCCCAACACCCUUGAAAUUCACUUAGCCCCUUGGACGCAAAAUCCCUUCGCCUGGGACACGUUGGAUGGCAAUGGAUGUGUAAAAACCGAACCCUACGACGAGUUGGAAUGGCUUUCGCCCUAUCUGCGAAUAAAUUAUGGAAUUUCCACAAUUUGUGGAGGCAUCUUCAGCUUUUAUCUCUUAUAUUUGGUCGUAUUUCAUACUGCCGAACGUUUGCUCCCAUACCAAAAAAUCAUAUUAUGCUGCGGCAUCACCGAUGUCAUGUAUUGGGUCACCGAGAACUUUUGCCAGUUUGUAAGUCAACGCUUGCAUGACCAGUUUGCUAGAAGGCUAAGCAGAGCGAUGGAGUGUUCUUGUUGAGGUUGGAUGGGCCGGCCGCCUACUUUAGCAGAGAGGUUCAAGUUGCGAUGACCGCAAUCUACGUAACAUCCAUGUGCUUUGUCAAUACAUUGCUUCCUGCUCAAACUUACUUUCGUUUUUAUGCAUUAACGAGGUGGGUUGAAGGCUUUAGAAUUGAAUUCGCAACUAAGUCGGACCUGAUCCAAUAACGUACCAUUUUGCACUAAAAAUACGCCGUUUUGAAGGGCUUCCUUUCAAAAAAGAGCGGGGCGGUUUUGAAAUCAGCGUUUUGUCACUUGUAGAGGGGGCUAUUUUGCCACAUUUUUGAUGGCCCGCCUUGUAAAAAGCCAACUAUGGACGUAUAAAGUCAUCACCUUGUCUUUCCAGAUCAGAGAUCCUCGCACCAUGGAAGACAAUCGGCCUUGUUGCAUGUUCAGUUGUGUCAACACUACCCAUAUUAGUCUCCGGCUAUUUGAGUUACAGUAAUUCCGCGGCAGUCCGUCCUGGAUACAACUACGGCGAAUUGUGGUUCGACCAGUAUCCCUUGCCCAUCUUGAUUAUUGGAGAUAUUGUGAGACCACAACUGACACGCUGAACGUUUAUUUUCAGCGUUGUAUUUGGCAUCAAGUCUUCUUUUUCUACGGAUCUCUCUGCGUUUUUUCCUGUUAUGCGUUGACUUUGUACAUUGGAUUAAAAGGCUUCAAAUGCUUGAAGGUCCUUCAAAUCAGCUGCAGUAGAAGAACAAAGCUCUUGCAAACCCAAUUAUCGCGGUAUCUUUUGCUGCAGGUGCCGUUUGGUCCAUUAUUUCCUAGUUUCUGAAAAUUUCAGACCACAAUUCAACUUGUGACCUCUGUAGUCCCUGUAGCCGUCAUUAUCUUUGCCGCCUUCCUUCGGCUGGAAACCGGAAUGACGCCGACAUUCUGCUUCAUGGCGUUGAGUUGGAUUCCAAUCAUAAACCCCUUGCUGACAAUGAUUGUUAUCGUUCCGUAUCGUCGAGCUGUCAGAAAGACGUUGGCUUGGGCCAUACCAUACAGCAAAACGAAUGUCAUCACUUCUCAGUGA